Lactuca sativa (garden lettuce) is the source of this 1040-nucleotide messenger RNA. Lineage: Eukaryota; Viridiplantae; Streptophyta; Magnoliopsida; Asterales; Asteraceae. The record is from RefSeq and is a predicted model, not a curated record.
ACCAUUUUAUUUUCAAUCAUUCUUUUGUUUUUUUAUUAUUUAUUUAUUUUGCGGUUAAACUCAAAAUUAGUCAAACUUAUUCAAAUAUAUUUUGUUAAAAGCAAUACAUUAAAUAUAAAAAUGAGAAAAUUUGAAAAAUAAGUUUUAUGUACAAGGGUUGGAUAUAUAAUAUUUAAAUGUUUAAGUAAAAAAAGUUUGUUUAUUGUCAAGAACGACAUGUCUUUAAAAAUCAAUAAACUAGGCGGAGUGGAGUUGCUAAAGCUGCUAUCGUCGCUAUGCAUUUCAAACACAACCCCCUAGCGAGCGCUAGGGGGCUCGCCAUAUUUGUCUCGCUACAUAUGCAACAAGAUGAGGGAGAAAGUUUGUUUGGUUUGUGAUUGGAUGAAUGGGGAAUUGACCGGAUUGUUCAGCCACCACGAUGAUCUAUUGUCGCUACCUGAAACCCAACUACACAUACUACUGUGUGUGAGAGAGACGAUGAUAAUUCAUAUAGGAACUUGGACAGAGAAAGGGAACUGGAGGAGGGAUACUGAUAAUCAGAGGAGAUGGUGGCGAUCGAAGGCUUCCUCUGAUCCAUAUGCUUCUAUGUUUUCAGCUGCUGCCUCGAUUCAAUCUGAUUCUGCGGAGAAAAACGUCGUAUGGUCGUAAAAAGGUAUGACGUUUGGCACCCGCAGACCUGCAGGUCCGGUUGUAGCUAGCAGCAAGGUGUAGGAUAGUCAAUCCAGUAUAGAUCUAUACGCAAACUCACGAUCUCCCUCGAAGAGACUCUGGUUACAACUCGGGCCAUGACAUUUAAGGCAUGCUCCGAUAUAGUGGAUCACAUUUAUGUAAAUGUAUAUAUGUAUAUGUAAUGUAUUGUUCCUUUUCUAGUAUCAUUGUAUAUGUUCUCCUUCUAGUAUAGUUGUAUAUGUUCUCCUUCUAGUAUAGUUGUAUAUGUUCUCCUAGUAAUAUCAUGUAUAUAUUCCAGUAGUAAUAAGUAUUGACUUAUAAAUAAACUGACUCAUUGAUCUAGCAAUAGUAAUAGUAUGACUCUGUGCUAC